Messenger RNA from Fundulus heteroclitus (mummichog), 1883 nucleotides. RefSeq names its product matrix metallopeptidase 28 (gene mmp28). Gene Ontology annotation, biological process: proteolysis; collagen catabolic process; extracellular matrix organization. Gene Ontology annotation, molecular function: zinc ion binding; metalloendopeptidase activity. The transcript has 8 exons. Gene Ontology annotation, cellular component: extracellular matrix. The record is from RefSeq and is a predicted model, not a curated record. Lineage: Eukaryota; Metazoa; Chordata; Actinopteri; Cyprinodontiformes; Fundulidae. Bases 131 to 1717 code for a protein of 528 amino acids.
GCGGUGCUCCUCUUCCUCCUCCUCUUCCUCCUCCAGCGGCAGCGCUGCUGUCAGGGAUGCAGAUCAGCUGGGAGCUCCCUGGGCUGACAGCAUAUUUAACCAUGAGGAGAGCAGCGGCCGCCCAGCAGAAAUGCGCGCUGUGCUGACGGGGAGCUCACCCCGCCAUGAGCCGCCGACCUCCGGCCGGGACAUGAGGGGGGUCUGGGUCUGGGUCCUGGCUGCCGCGGCGCUGCUGGCCGCCACCACCGUCCGGGGAUCCCCGCUGCUGGAUCCAGAGGACUUUCUGGAGAAGUAUGGGUAUCUCCAUCAUGAGCACCAGGUCCACAAUGCUGUUGAAGUGCAGUCAGCCAUCAGAGAGUACCAGUGGCUCUCCCGUCUCCCCAUCACAGGGCGACUUGACAGUGUCACCCUGAGGCAGAUGGCAGAGCCCCGCUGCGGGGUGUCGGACGAGGGCAGCCAGCAGGUCUGGGCGCAGAGGGUGAACGUCGUCUUCACUGGGAGGAGACAACUGCAUCACCGCAGGAGGCGCUCCGCAGACCAAGCUGAGAAGUGGUACAAGCGACAGCUGACCUACCAGAUAGUGAACUGGCCUCGCCACCUGUCCCUGGUGUCCGUGCGACUGGCGGUGCGAACCGCUUUCCAGCUUUGGAGCAACGUGUCUGACCUGGUGUUCCAGGAGGCCCCCGAGGGCCCCGCAGACAUCCGGCUGGCUUUUUAUGAGGGAGACCACAACGACGGGACCGGUAACGCUUUCGACGGCCCAGGUGGGACCUUGGCUCACGCUUUCCUGCCCCGCCGAGGAGAAGCCCACUUCGACAUGGCGGAGAGGUGGACGCUGAACGGACACAAGGGCCACAACCUGUUCAUGGUGACGGCCCAUGAGAUCGGACACACCCUGGGCCUGGAGCACUCGCCCGUGCGGCACGCUCUGAUGUCUCCGUACUACAGGAAGCUGGGCCGCAGCCUGGUCCUGAGCUGGGACGACAUCCUGGCGGUGCAGCAGCUCUACGGUAAGCCGCUGGGCCAUCGUCCCGUCAGGCUGCCCGGACAGGUGUUACACGCCGCGCUGCAGGAGUGGGAGUUCACCGAGCUUCAGAGCCAGAACCCAGGACACCCGCUGUAUUGCCAGGGGGUCUUUGACGCCAUCACUGUGGAUGAGAAGCAGACAGUGCUGGUGUUCCGGGGCGGCGUGUUUUGGACGGUAUCGGCUGCGGGCGGCGUGAGCGGCCCGCUCCUCCUCCAGCAGCGCUGGCCUGGCCUCCCCCGCGCCGUGGAAGCUGCAGCCUUCUCCCCUCUGGACUCCAAGUGGUAUUUUUUCAGAGGCAAGCGGAUGUGGCGCUACGCAGGCACUGGGCUGGACCCGGGGUUCCCCAGGAAGAGCCAGGAGCUGGGACUGCCUCGCCGCCCGGACUGCGCUUUUUACUAUGCCCCUCUGGGUCAUAUGGUGCUCUUCAAGGGCCCCCGCUACUUUGUGCUCAACCUUAAGACUCUUCACCAGGAGGCCUAUUAUCCCCGCAGGCUGACAGACUGGACCGGGCUGCCGCAGGGCGUCAACGGGGCGCUGACCCGUCCGGACGGGCGACUCUACCUGUUCAAAGAUCAGCGGUUCUGGAGGUUCGACCCCAAGAAGGUGCGGGUCACCAGAGAGGGCCAGUGGGCCAAGGAUUUACGCUGGACUGGCUGUAGCAGUAUUUCACAGAGCAAUAACAUCCUUUGACCACCAGGGGGAGCAAAGGCAGUUUGUUUCACGUACAGGAGGGAAUCCUGCACAGUUUUAACAAAAACUCUCAUAUUACUGAUAUUAAACACUGAUAUUAGUGUGACACCCCUCCAUUAAACCAGAAGCAUACACAGUAUUUAUACUACUGAAAACGACUUAUACA